Molecule: messenger RNA, 9750 nt
Organism: Porites lobata
Lineage: Eukaryota; Metazoa; Cnidaria; Anthozoa; Scleractinia; Poritidae
Source: the annotation of a GenBank genome assembly
AUGGCGGACACAAGUUCACCAAAUCCAAGCAGUGAACCCGAGAAACCGGCGGCUGAAUCAUCUGACUCUUCUGCUGCUGAGUUGCAAAAGACGAUUGCAGAUGCUUUUGACAUAUUUGACCACGAAUCUAACAAGACUGUUGAUGUUAGGUACGGUAAAGUUUCUGCUGAGGUUUCAUCUUCCAACAGCUGUGCUAGGAAAAUUCUCUCUAGUUGCUCAUAAAAUACCGUAAUUUGUGGUUGUGGUUUAGGGAAGUUGGAACCAUUGUAAGAUCCUUGAAGUGUUGCCCUACAGAAGGAGAGCUUCACGAUAUUCUGGCAGAGGUAAUUAAUAUGGCUUGUUUUGAACUGGAGAAAUGUUUAUAUUUUAUUUGGUUAUGGCUCAGUCAAUUCCAAGCGUACCCAUACCCACAAAUGUCCAGGGGGGGCAUGGGCACACUUGGAAUUGACUGAGCCAUAAUAGGGUUUAAUAGGGUUAAACUGUGAAAUUGUGUGAGGACUGAAAUUUUUUUUCAAUUUUAGGUAGAGGAGGAAGAACCAACAGGUUAUAUAAGAUUUGAAAAAUUUGAACCAGCUAUGUUAAAAAUACUUUUGGAAAGAAGGUGAGGCAAAUUUGUGACAAGUGUUGGUUUACUUUAAAUUUGUUUAUGGCUUUUAAACUAGAAAGGAAAAUUAGCCCAGUUUUUUAUCAGUUCUCUUUAAAGAUUUUUUCAUGGCCUAAAUCUAGGGAUAAAGUAUUAUAAAUGCUGUGUGAAAAGAGGGGUGCAAUUUAACAGGGCUGUAAGUGGCUGGUCUCUUGGGGAAAAUAGCCAGUCAUAUUUUAUUCAACAAAAUCUUCCAUAUUUGUUAUGUUUGAAUUGUUUUCAAACUUGGAAUAGCCGGCUGAUUUAACUGCAGAAGCCGGUUACUAAUGCACCUAUCAAUGUAAACCCCGUGGGGGGGUGCGGGCAAGGGGGUGGGGAUUUGACAAAUUUUAAAAUUUUUCGAUCAAAUUCCCCAGGGUGGGAAACGAAAGGUCAAUCAAAAGCGUCAAAAAAGCCCCCACCCCAGGGGAAAAAAUCUAAACAAAAAAUGCUAUACUGUAAUACUAUAUAAAACGAAUAAAAGAACAUUUCAAACACGUUGUUACUACUUUUAUUUACGGUUAACGGAAGCUCCAUUAAAUUACUCGCUGUAAUUAAGUAUUUUCUCUCUCCACUAGCAUCUCUUAUCUUGAACAACAAAAUCACUCCAGGAAGAUUGACCGUGCUAUAUAAUAUUAAUAAAACGUAAAAUGCUUUAUGACAUCUGCUCAACAUGUCGGAACAGGUCGGAUCAGUGACCCAUAAAAAAUCCUUUCAUGAUGGAAUUCGAUUUCAAUCGAGUUUUACAAUCAGAUGGGAACUUGAAGUUUAGAUGACAGUUUAAAGUAUUAUGGCGAUUAAAACAAAUGAAAACUUCAUACCUUUCUCCAACAACAUGACUUUCAGGAAGCCUCGAGGGACGGACUUGGUAACUGCUUCUGAAUUGAUACCAGGCUUCUGUCGGUCAAAGUCAAAUGUCCCGACCCCGGGGUCGCUUCACACCAUCAAAAGCCCGACAGCGGGGAUAGUCUCAGGCAUCAAAUCCCCUCCCCUUGCCCGCACUCCCCCCCCCCCACGGGAUUUACAUUCAUUUGAUAGGUGCAUAAUGACAGCCGUGGAUACAGGGAAAAAAGCCAGUGUAUAGCAUCUACACCAGGCUACCGCCCAGGGGGGUACUCCAGAUUUUAAGUGACAGGGAUGAGGGAAGGAUUUUUUUGGGGGGGGGGGGGGGGGGGGGGGUUGAAAUUUUUUAUUUCAGGAUUUUUGCAAGAGUAUAUAUUUUUUUUGGAGCUUGAUUAAAGUAGGGAUUUUUUGGGGUAUUCAAAACAAUCUGAGGAUUUGUGAUAGUUAUAUUAUUUGAUGUUGUCAGGACAUUUUUAUGGCUUGGAAAUUCUGCAAUUUUUGCCCAGGCAUUUUUUUGGUUUUAUUUGAAGCCCUAAGGACAUUUUUUGGUUUUGAUUUUUGCCCCUAUUUGGUCAUCCCUGUAACUUGAAAUUCAGAGUAAAAGUUUGUGAACAUUGGCAGCCAGAUGGGGACUUCUUAAUAGCUGCUAAUAAAUAGUGGCAACAUAGUCAGAAGAGAUCCUCAUAAUUCUCAUAAAAAAAUGAAAACAUAACAAGCACCUGUUACUUUGCUAAAAAGGUGGAAAAAAAGGCGGGGAAGGUGAGUCGGCUGCUUGAAAAAACAGGCUGGGGUUUCAGAAAGUAGAAAUGUCUAUAUGAGCAUGCUGCUGACUUAAAUCCAUCUUGCUUCCUUUUUGUUUUUGUUUUAAGGUACAAACCAGCACCUGAAGAUCAAAUAAUGAAAGCAUUUGAGGUUCUAGAUCAGGAAAAUAAAGGAUACCUUACUACAGAAGAACUGACAAAAUAUAUGAGUGAAGAAGGUCAUAAUUUUAUUUGUUCCUCCCCUCAUUAUCGUUCCUUUUCUCAAGGCUCGGCUGUGGCUGACUUAGUAGUUAGUGUGGUAAAUGCCAUGAACUUUCUUUCGUUAUAAGGUGUAUCUCUCAGAGACAUGCAGCCACUAAGUGCUCAUUCACUGUUUUUAAUAGAAAGGCUUGGCUUACAUUCAUGAAUUGAUUUCAUUACUACUGUUAUUAGUGCAUGCCUUAAUAAUAUUAUUAUAGGAAAUUAACAUUGUGUGAAAGUAACAUGGAUUUUGGUCUCAAUUUCCCCAUUAAUUCUUUUUCUGUUACUACUUUUAUGCAUUUGUAUCAGCAUAUUAUUCUGCCUUGAUGUAUGAUUGUUACAAAAUAUGUUCUGACAUUCUGAGUCCAAUAAUUAGCUGUCUUUUUUUAACAGGUGAACCCUUUACUCAAGAAGAAAUGGAGGAAAUGUUAUCUGCAGCAGUUGAUCCAGAUAAAGGAAUAGUGUUUUACAAAGACUUUGUCUCAAUGAUGGUAGUUGAGGAUGUGUAACAAAACUAUCAAGAGACCCAGUUGUAAUAAUGUUUAAUGGUGUAUCGCAUCUACAAAAUUUGCCUACGUUUUUUUUAUCAAAUCUGCUUUAUCUGAAAUUAUACUGACAUUCACCUUAAUCACAGGUUUUAGUUUAUUAUUUGGACUUAAUUACCCCUUUAGGUCCCAAAAGUGACCAAUUUUCCUAACCACAUCAGGAGAUCAUUAAGGGUAAAGGUUAUGAGAAUAAUUACUAAAUUGAUUACCAAAGGGGGAAUGCUUUGAUCUUAAACCAAAUUCUCUUAACUGUUUUUAAAAGAAAUGUAUGGAGAUUUUUCUGGAGAAUUUGUAUGUGGAUCUUGGUGCUUAAAGGGUUAAUUUUGCUGUACAUACAUGUAGGAAAAAAAGUUGUUGUAAAUAAUCUUUUAGAGAUAAGAUCAUGUAAAUAGUUGGUGUGUACUAAAAAAUAUUAUUAAAACUGCAGUACAGCUUUAGCAGUAAUACCUUUGGUCCUAUUUUAUGGGAUAUAGAAAAACAUAUUUGGAGACUUUCAGAUGAAUACUUUUUUUAUCUCCAGUGUAGGUUGUACCAAAUCUCCUAUUAUUAUUUAUGUGGAUCAUCAGCACAAUGAAAUGACUUUUGAAAACUGUGAUUUCUUGGUUGACCCUGCAUGAAAAUCCUUUUUUAAGCCUGGGCAUCAACAUUCUCCCAAUUUACACUAUAUUUAAUAUAAUGAAUAGCAAAUGGCAGUUGCCUGAGAUUUCCUCCUGAAUUCCCUCUCUUCUACUGAAUUUUUCUCAGCUUUUCAAAAAGCUCUGGAUGGGCUUGACAGAAUUUUUCAAACUUUUUUGACAAGCUAGCACUUGACCCUGCCCAUUUUAAUAAUAUAAUGGGGUUGAAAAGAGUUGUUUUAGACUUGAUUAAUGGCUGCUGUUUUAACCUGACCAUUGCAUAACUCAAUAAUGUCUUGUCUUGUGUGAUGACUUGGGAACUAACUGAAAAAGUGAUCUUCGUCUUUAUCCGUAAAAAUUGAAAAUGCUUAAAAUUCAGCAAACUGAUACUCGUCAGACACGUAAUGCGUGCCUAUGCUUUCCUCAGAUCAGGGGUAGUGGGUAGGUUGGAUAUUUGGCGCCCUUCAAAAUGGCGGCUUUUCCUGAGCGUGAGUACAGAAAGCUUCUUACUGAUUCUCUGCUUAGUGAAGAGGUCAGUAACAGCUACUCGUUAGACGAAUUCAAGGAUUUCUUUCCUAGAAAAUAUCGGUGAGUUUGAAACUUAAGGCUAGUGGCGGGUUUUGAUUGCAAGUAAGUUACUUUAUUCUUCAUCACGGCAUCGAAUUAGCUCGCCACAGGACACAUUUAAAAAGUUCUCAGUGGAUUCUGAGGAAGAUAUCGCCUGAGUAAUGUUGUUAGCACCGCCAAUGAUUCUUAGAAAACAAUCUAGGGAGAGAAAAACACGAAGUAGUUCGAAAUGCGUGCGCUCCAAAAUUGCAAAAUAAUACGCGCCAAAAUCAUCCCACUUCACCCGCUCCGUGGUUGUACGUGGCGGGGUUACUUGGAAAUAUUUGGAUGUCGUGUUCCGCUGGGGCUUGGAAACCUCUGCCUCGCAGACAACUCUAACGCAAAUUUUUUCCCCUUGUUCUUCUUGCUGGCCUUCAACAAAACAAGGGUCGGAUCUCUUGGAUUGGAUCGGAUUCCAGAUUGGAUUGGAUUGCGGAUCGGAUCAGACUGUUAUUUCCACUUUUAGUGCAGAAGAAUUCUUAUGAGAACUGAUCUUUUUAAAUUAGCAACACAGGUGGCUUGGAAUGAAAAAAUCAGAGUUCUCCCAAUGGGAGUUGAACCAGUCCAUAUGCAUCUGUACAACGGUCAACUCCCUCAUGCGACCACUUCUUGUAAGCAACCACCUCCUGUAAGCGACCACUUUCAAAGUAACAGUUUUGUUUCUCAGUCAAAUACUUUUUCAAAAACUCUUUUAUAAGCGACCACUACUUAAAUUUCUCGGAUAUUGUGUAAUUUGUACACCCCUCAGUAGAUAUACCAGUCGACAUAUCGACCGACACUCGACCAAUGUAUCAGUCAAUAUAUCAACCGAGAUGCCCUAUGACAAAAUCCACAAGCCCUGGGCUAUCGUACACGACUUGUUUUGCAUGCUGCACCACUUUGUCAUGCACCAAGAGUAGUUGCUUACGAGAGAGUUGUCUGUAGUAACUAGUAAAUUAUAGGUUCAACUCCUGUUGGGAGGACUUGGAUUUUUCCUUGCGAGCUGCCUGUCUCACUAAUAAAAAACAUUGUUUCUCACGUAUCACCAGGGUUAAAGCUCACCUCUAGCUUUAAAAUCGCAAAGAGUUAGUUUUUACUGCACUAGGAAUUUUAUUUUGCAUAACUUCAUAAGAUUUCAAUCCCAAAAAUAGUCUUGUUCACAUGACAUAGCCCAUGAGUAUCUUGUUGCACUGAUUAUGUGUUUCUUUCCAUUUCUUGUGAAGUGGUCUUGUAAUUCACUGAGACUAAAUUGAAAAGUUCCUUUUUCAGAGAAGACAAUGAAUUAAGAAAUUGUGGGAAUAUGAGUAAGAAAGGUACAAUAGCAGGGUUGUCAGAAAGUUUUGAAGGAGACAGCUGAGUUGUCAAAGUAAGCAGCCAGUCUAGAGAUAUCUUAUUUUAAAAAGCCAUCCGUAAAGAAAUGCUAAGCAGAGUAGCUGACCGAUACUAGCCAAGUAGGCCGCGAUUUUCGCCAGCGGCCACCCACUUUUGACAACCCCUGAGAAUAGUGACGAUUUGGUGUCAAACGAACCGCCAGUGUGAUCCAAUCUGCAAUCUUAUUAAAUCCAAAAUCUGAUCCAAUCGGAGUGAGCCGAUCCUGGUUUUGCCGAUGCCCCACCCCCCCCUCUCAGAUAAAAAGUGAAGGGGAUGCCAUCUAUUACCUUUUAAACUCAGUGAUGCCAUCUCAGAUUAGAAGGUAUAAGCUGGCUAUUCCGCUCCCCACCCAAUUCCCCUAUCCACUGGUAUGGAGAAAAGUUUUCAAUGAGGUCUUAGUGGACCCUGCUGAUUUUUUUUUAUCUUUUUUUAAAUUCAAGAGAUCACCAAGAUGUCAAAGUGUUAUAUGAAGCCUACCAAACAAAACGGAAGCUGAUAAGGGACAGAGUAGUUAUGAAUGUGAGGAUGCAUUGUAGAAAGAGAAAACAACAGGUUAGCUGAUCAAUAUAUUUCAUUUAAUCAUGAUCUGAACAUUGACUGCAGACAUCCAUGGGAGGCAAUUUAAUUAAUAUCAUGGGUGGCGAAUUACUCUUUAUAGUGCCACUGGGAAAACCAUGAACACCUAAAAUAUGCCAGGAAUGCCUAUUGUUUUUAAGCCGAUCAAAUCUGAGAACUUCACACACCAAAACUGCGGACUAAAUAACUGUUAAAAAUGUUAGUUGGGCUUAAGUGAAACCAAAAGAAUAGAAAAGGUUACGUCUUGCUUAAAAUGAUGUUAAAAUAUUGUAAAAUUGGUUCGAAAAUAUCUGCUCACUGGUAAAUCAGUUGUGAUAGGUUUUCUGAAGUAAAUUGUUCAUGUGUAUUAAUUUGGGAAAUUCACUUGUGUUAUUUCAGAGUAGUACUAAUGUAGAUAAUACAGGAAUAAGUGAUGGUGCCACAUGUUGAAAGCAACAAUUGCGUUGGAGCACCGGUGAUCAGUGGAAGGACAAAAACAUGCACUGAUGUGUUCUUUCUGAGUAGUUUCAGAGGUUUAACAACAAGAAUCAGCUCGAAUUAAAUCAUUUACCUGGAAAAUCCAAAGCCGACGCAGUUCUUGCUGUGCCAACAACAGUUAACACACUGCGGUUCUGUUCAGCGCUGCCUCUUGUGCGAAAGUUGUCACAGGCCUUUAACGGAGUCUGUAUUUUACUAAGUAAACGUUCCUUGCCCAGGAAAGCUUAAAGCUUAGUGGUUUACAAAUCGUUUGUGGACUGCCGAACACCAUGAGCUUUGUGUCAUCCGGGUUCAAUAGGAGAUAGUUCUCAAAGCACCAAUCACGCAUUAGUUGUAGGUCAUCAUUGUUUUUAACAGCAGUGGUGUGAGAUUCCUCUACGGUGAAGGAGAGAAUUAGUUUUGUGUCGUCAAUGUAACACGCACUUGAGCACGUCUCACUGGCUGCUGACAGGUCGUUUAUGUAGAUACUAAAUAACAAGGCUCUGAGCAUGCUACCUUGAGACACUCCACACACCACUGGUAGAGCUUCAGACAGCGCAGCAUUAAUGCGAACCACUUGAAAUGUUUGGAUAAGUAGCUGUUAAACCAGGAGACUGCUGUGAUUAAUGCUAUCGAAUGCUUUGCUCAUAUCCAGAUAGACGAUUUAGCUGUUAGCUCUUUCUUGUCGACUGCCUCAAGUAUAGUGUCCGUAGAGGCAAUAAGAGAAGUUUCAGUGGAGUGCACUUUUUAUUUCCACUCUGUUCCACCGCUAGUCUUUUGUUUUUAGUUAGGUAAGGUGUUAGCUGAUUCAGGACUGCCUUUUCGCACACCUUAGACAAGAUAGGUAACAAAGAAAUUGGUCUAUUGUUGCCUGGUUCUUCAAAAUCACCCUCUUUCAAGGUUGGUGACACUUCAGCAAUUUUCCAAUCUCUAGGAAAGGUGCAGGUGGUACUAAAAGAAGAAUUUAUAAUGGCAGUAAUAGAAGGAAUAAUACCAGGUGCAGAGCCCUUGAUACCAUGAGUUUUAACUUAUCAAGGAUAUAUCAUGCACAUAAGCUCUACAUUCACAGCAAUUCACAGGUUUUCUGCUUUCCAAGUCACUGCCAUCUGGGUUCAUUUUAAUUAUACAUGUAUAUUUUAUCUAGCAUGUUGUCCUGUUUUUUAUCACAGGGUGGAAUGAUGCCAGAUAAUAAAUACGAAGAUGAAGUAAAAGAAAUGGAGGCAAAAGAAGAAAUUUUACAAGAGGUAUCAAGUAAUACUUUAUUAACGCCAUUAAGGUAGCAUUCUUGGGGAAACAGGGGCUGGCCUUGUGGACUAGCCUAGUUUAUAAUUAUCACACGCAAGUUUCACAUUGUUGACUGCAAUUUCACAGGGUUGACUGUAUUUUCUCAUGGUUGACUGAGGUUUCACAUGGUAUUGUAAAGUUAAUAAGAUUCACUACUAACAUGUCACUGGGCGUUUCACAGGGUAAGCAUGAAUUUCACAUGAUGCUUCUCAAAUCACAUUUUAAGUUAAAAUUUUCACAGCACAUUUCACAGGAUCAAAUUCUUUAUCUGCUAACUCCCUUGUGGAUCCCUGAACCAUAGAUCUUUUCCCUUUCUCAAUGACCUAUACAAGUCAUACACCAAGUGUCAUAGGGAUAAUAACAUUUUUAAUGUACAAUGUUCAGGGCUGUCACUAAGAUUUCAAGUUGCCGGGUUUAUGCAGUUAGUAGGUGGGGAACUGAAGAGCCCUUGAAGGAGUCCUUUUGGUCUAAUUUUCCUUUUGUUUCCUACAAAAAAGCCAGGGGAAAUCCCCGGCCCCCGGCCCUUUGUGACAGCAAUGAUGCUACAGCGGUACACUCUGUUUUUUAAGGGUUAGAGACUUAGUGCAAAUUUUUUAGCAGCAAAGAAAUGCAUGCGCUGGUUGUAUAAUGAACAAUACCUGGAUGUGUGUGGACAGGGCCUUAACUACUGCCUUUUUAAGGGGCAGGCAGUGGUCCAGUUUCGAAUUAAAAAUUACCACUGAAUACAGAAAAAAUAAACGACACAUUCAUACAGGGUUGGUCUCAACAUAGAGUAAAUUAUUCACAAAUUCAGGCAAGUAAGGCUCUUUUUCUCAUUGGAAUUUGUGAAUAUAUUUACCUCAGCUGGAGGAUAAGCCUGUAAAGAAUGUGUCUUCACUUCUUUUAUUCAGCCGUCAUAGUGAACUCGAAACUGAACUAUUGUCAAUUAAUCUCACAUCAUCUAGAUCAGAUUUGAAUCAUUUUAGUAGGCUGAAACAAUAAUUUGGGAUCUAACACUAGGACAUCAGGUAACAUUGUGUUAAAUGGCAGAUUGGGUUAAUGCAUUGUUUUCAUUUACACAAGUUUUUUAUUCCUCAGGAAAUAGAUACAAUGGAGAAGGAUAUGGAGCAAGUUCAGGAGAAAAUUGCAAGGUGGAUUAUCUUUUAAGAUACAGAAUGUACUUUCUAUAAAACUUGAAGGAAGUUGCUGGUGGUUGUAAUGUAAUGUAAUGUAAUGUAAUGUAAUGUAAUGUAAUGUUGUGCAUUAGAGGACAACAAGACAUGCCCUCUUUACUUAUCAACAUGUUAACAGUAAGAAUGGACGUCAGCAUAAAAAAAAUUAUGUCUGAGCUGUCUGAGCAGUUGUGUCCUUUAUGGAAAGUAACUCAUCCUGUCUUUGAGAACUUGUCAUCUGUGAUCAGUACUACAGUGGAACCCCUCCUUACCACCACCCUGUUUAUAAGACCACCUCGUUAUUACGGCCAUAUUCUUUCAAACCAAAUGUUAAAACCAUUGAGUCAUUUUAUUAUUUUGAAGACCCCGUUAAUUCGACCACCUCAUUAUUACGACCAGGAUUUUAUGGCCCAACGGUGGUCGCAUUAACGGGGUUCCACUGUAAUAAUCAAUUUCACUUAACUAACUUCUUAUUUUGUAGCUGUACAGAUAACUUGGACAAGAAGAAACCUUUUUGUGGAUUGCAGACAGCAGAUUUCAAAGCAGGCAAAGGGACAAGAAAAUCAAGAAGUAGAUCUGACAGAUGACAUUAAUGGUAUUUUAAUUUUCUCUUGUAAGAUAUGUAUAUGAAGUUGUUUGAAAAUGACUGUAGGUAAAGUUGAUUUCUUAGAGGGUAACACACUUUUGUAACGUAUCAGAUGA